AAAGGGAAGACUGGAUGAAUGAAAAUUUGAAUCGCCUGGUCUUCGACGCAUCCAUGUCUAUAAGGUCAAGUUCAACACCUUCACUACUGAUUAAAUAUGCCUUCAAGUUGCUUUGGUUGUUUCUGACGAAUGUCGCUGUGUCUCGACUAGUUAAACAAGAGAGCCUUUGUCAACGCGCGAGGAGCGAGGGAGAGCCACGGUAUCGGUCUCGAAGCGAGCGGGAACUUGGUGGCAGUCUGGCAGGUUGGAUUCGGAUAAUUUGCCGCCGUAUUAUUGAUUGAGCCCCUUUACAUGGGCUCCUGGAGUCGCUGUAAUGACCGCUGUGACUUCUUUUUACAUACCCCUCUUUCACUAGUCCACGACUUGCUAUGGCAUACGGAGUAAUCUAGAUCUGCCUGGCUAUCGUCCAAUUCUACGCUAUUAAUCGAGCACACAUCAACCAUAUCGAAAUUCACAUGGAAGUUUUAGCCAAUUAUCUUGAUACAGGAUGUCUUCUGUCCCGAACAAGCGCCAACAGGCGCGGAAUGAGCGCACAUUGCAAGAUUUAAUUAAAAAUGUUCCUGGAAAUGACCGUUGUGCAGACUGCCAGGCUAGAAAUCCAGGAUGGGCCAGCUGGAGUUUGGGCAUCUUCCUUUGCAUGCGCUGCGCAGGACUCCAUCGCAAGCUGGGAACGCAUGUCUCCAAGGUCAAAUCCCUCAGUAUGGACACUUGGUCAAUCGAUCAAGUAGAGAAUAUGAAACGCACCGGGAACGUGACGUCAAACCGACGCUUUAAUCCGUCAAACGUGAAGCCAUUUAUACCCAUCGAUGUUGAUGAAGUCGAAUCUGCCAUGGAAAAGUAUAUCCGUCAGAAAUAUGAACUCAAAGUGUUUUCGGGAGAAAAUGGCCACGCCAACCCUCGUCAGCACACCGGCAGUACAAGUUCUGAGGAUCAGCCUCCGCCUCUCCCUCCGAAACCUGGGAAGAAAUUCAGCUUUGGCUUGCGUUCAUCGUCUUCUACAUUCCCCCUUGGCAAGAAAUACGCGGAAUCAUCUUCCAAUCCAUCUGAUGAAUUCGGUUCCUAUCGCAGGCCCAGUUCUCCGCCUCUUUCCAAUAAACCCUCAAGGGUUUUUGGAGCAUCUGUCAGUACCGGCCAGAGCAUGGACAUUAAACUCGCAACGCUAAAGGACAUGGGCUUCCCGGACGAAAACCGAAACGCAACUGUGCUCAAAGGUCUUGGGGGGGAUGUGGAUCGUGCGGCAGAGACGCUUGCCAGACUUGGUGAAGGCACCAGACUAUUUCCGUCACCCAGGCCUAUUUUUUCUGGAGAACGUGGCGCCCAAUCAACUGCUCAACGUUCAGGAGGCACAACUCCCGUCGAGCAGAGUUCGAAUCCUUUCGAUCGACUUGAUGCGCAAAGUCAGCUGUCUGGGUCAAAUCAAACUGGUCCGAACCCUUUUCUAGGACCUCAGCAGCAACAAAACGCAGGAAUUCCCAUGGCCCGAGCGUCCAGUCAACCUGCUUCAUACAACCCUUUCGCUCCUCCAAGCCAGCCCACACCCAGUAUUUCUUCUUUAAAUCACUCCAUGCAAAAUCUUCAAGUUGGUCAGCCAGGACAGUACGUAUCCGGCGGGACUAUUGCGUCGCCUGUGCAUUCGCAGCAAUCGACAUAUACCACAUACCCUUCCUCGUCCACCGCACAGCCUAAUCAAGCUUUUGCUGGGCAAGCAAUAUCCGGAACUGCAAAUCCUUUUCUCCGAGCCUCGCAGUCGGCUAUGAACCUCAAUGGCGCGUACAAUUCUGCGUUCGCCUCCACGCCAAACAAUACUCUGUAUCAGAUGCCUUCGUCUCCACAACCACCACCACCACCACCUCAAAUGCAACCCCAGUACUAUCAGCAGCCAUAUCAAAACCCAUCAUGGCAGGCGCAGCCUUUCUCGGGCUAUGGAAAUGCACAACACAACCCUUAUUAUCCCACUGCUCCUGUCCAGUCGCUGGUGCCACAGCAGACGGGGCGCGCUGACAAGGCAUCUAUUCUUGCCCUUUAUAAUCAUCCUCAUUUAGCCCCUCCCCAGACGAUGGGUCACCCUGCGCAACCAACUUCUGCCAGUACAGUAGGUUCUGGUCUGGAAGCGCCAGCAACAGCACCAAACCCAUCCCUCUCGGCGCAACAGAAUGGUCCGCCAUCUAUCGAAGCGAGUCCAGGAAGCCGCAAUCCUUUCCAUUCUCAAACCCGGCCCGGUCUCGGAAGCAAUCCCUUGAUGGCGCAGUCCAGACAUGUCAGCCAAGAAAGCGUAGACUUCGCCGGAUUUUCGCCAAGUGGGCGCCAUAGCCCCGAUGCGUUUGCGAGUCUGAGUUCAAGGUAUCUACGAUAGAGUACAAUGACGACGGCAUGACACGCAAUUUCUUGGGCACGAUUUACAACAUCGUCCUCAUCAUAAAGACGAAGGAGUUUCAAUCUUUCGACUUGCUUUUCAGGUUCCCUCACUUGUACAGAUUCUUGUUGAUCAAAUUAUCUCUUUCAAAGAUUCCCCUGCAUUUGCAUCAUUUUGACUUGCGGUUUUCAAGAGCUUGGAGUUGGCAUAGCAUAUUCCCAUCCUGUACAAUCACUGUGGCACCGCCCAUGUACGCGUUAUUCAAAGGGAAGGUUUGGAGGUGUUAAUGUACUCUGGCUUUGGCAGUUUACGACCAAUACAUGUCAUGAAAUCCCGAGACGUAUUAG
Molecule: messenger RNA, 2700 nt
Organism: Xylona heveae TC161
Lineage: Eukaryota; Fungi; Ascomycota; Xylonomycetes; Xylonales; Xylonaceae
Product: ArfGap-domain-containing protein
Exons: 4
Coding region: 488-2353 (621 amino acids)
Biological process (GO): endoplasmic reticulum to Golgi vesicle-mediated transport; endocytosis; intra-Golgi vesicle-mediated transport
Cellular component (GO): Golgi apparatus
Molecular function (GO): GTPase activator activity; protein binding
Source: RefSeq, a predicted model, not a curated record